Molecule: messenger RNA, 2307 nt
Organism: Cololabis saira (Pacific saury)
Lineage: Eukaryota; Metazoa; Chordata; Actinopteri; Beloniformes; Belonidae
Gene: wdr53
Product: WD repeat domain 53
Exons: 3
Coding region: 142-1287 (381 amino acids)
Molecular function (GO): protein binding
Source: RefSeq, a predicted model, not a curated record
UUAAAAGUGUCCUGCAGCUUUCGAAGAACCCACAGCCUGGCAAACAAAACUCAGGGGUUAAAAUAAACUCGUGUUGUCACUAACAAGCGACGCAGCUCCACAUGGCAACAACCUGCUGAAGUUUGACUUCUCUCUCUAAGAAUGGCCAGGCAGUGGUCUGGGGGUCACGUGACCUCCAUCCUGUGUGCUGGCGCCUCUUCAGGCCCAGAGGGCAUCCUCGCUUCAGGAUCUGAGGGUGGAGAUGUCACAGUGUGGAGUCAAGAGGGCAACAUCAUCGGCCGCCUCACUGUCCCUGGAGAAGAAGACGUCACCAGUGUGGUGUUCUCCCCUUCCUCUCCGAGCCAUCUGUAUGUGUCGCAUGGAGACACAGUGAGUCUGCUUGAUCCUCGGAACCUGAAAGGUCCGGCGGAGGACUUUCGGGGCGCUGGUGAGGAGGAAAUCAAUGCGUUAGCUCUGAAUGAGACGGGUUCAGCUCUGGCAGUGGCUGAUGACUCUGGGGCGGUGCGAGUUCUGGAGAUUCCUGCGGGCAAAGUGUGCAGGACUCUGCGCAGACACACAAACAUCUGCUCCUCCGUGGCUUUUCGGCCCCACAGGCCCAAUAACCUGGUGUCUGUCGGACUAGACAUGCAGGUGAUGCUGUGGGGUCUGCAGAAGACCCGCCCCCUGUGGACCUUCAACCUCCAAGAUGUUGCAGAAGAAGAAGAUAACCACCAGCAGCGGCCUGGUCAACUUUUUAACCCUCCACUUGCACACUGUGUUUCUGUGUCAAGCUGUGGAAAUGUACUGGGUUGUGCAGCAGAGGACGGCCGGGUGCACCUGAUGCGGAUUGGCAGUGGCUCUAAACUGGAACAGCAAGGAGCCAUCAAGGCGCACAGUCAGGGCGCCUCACAAGCCCAUUUUGUUAGUUUCCUUUCACACCCCUACUGGCUUGUCACAGGAGGAAAUGACGGUCACGUUGCCCUGUGGGACCUCUCUAAGCACCCAGUGGUGACGCCAGAGGAAAAAGCACAAGUUGCAGCCCCCCACCGUCGGAAGGGUAAGAGCAAGGGAAAGAGGAAAGAGCAGUCUCAGGAUAAAGCGAAGAACCUACAGCAAGUUGGGGGAGGGAAUGACACUGUAAGUGAUGAAGAAACACUUGCAGAGGCGACCGAGGAGAAAUCUGGGCCCAAACUAAGUAUCAACCACGGGGACAAGGUGAACUGGCUGUGCCCAGCUGUGCUGAAAGGAGAACCGAGCGUGAUAGUCGCAGAUCAGAGCUCCAGUCUUACCGUCUACCCACUUUCUUAGCUGUAGAUCAGUUUAUGCACUUUAUGCCUUGUUUACUUGCUUUUGACAUGAGUGAUGACCCAGUUUUGUAGUACUCGUGUGCAGUGGAGAACCAUCUGUAGUUUUUAACUAAGAGAAACAUGUUUUUUUUUAUGGUUGUCUGCUGUUAUAAUCAAACUGGAUGAUACAGUUUGACAUGUGUGGUCCUUUAAAAAAAAAAACACUCCCCUAAUAAUAAAGACUUAUAGUCUGAGACUGGAGUUUUCUAGAAAGUUGAACUACCACAUCUGACAAAGAAAAUUGCAUUUAAUGUUCAGCUGAGUUCUUCGGUGCUUUUAUAGAGUUAAACAUCCCAAUUCACACCAGAUGGGAGUGAAAGCAAUAACUGAGAAUCACUUCAAACGAGAUUUGAAAGAAAUACUAAACAGCCACAAAUUUACAUCGCUGAAGUGUGCCACGAGACCCUCGUUCUCAAGGGAGUUGCGCUGCUGCUUUUUAAAAUAAUGCAAAGCAGCAUCUUGACACCCACCCAGUUCAUGUGUUGGAAAACUGAAAUAUUUUUGUGCAUGCACAUGUUAAUGAUUAAAUCUUGUUUGCUGCUUAUGAAUUAUUACAGGCUGAAUCUGUUGAUGUUUUUGAACUGUUUCACCAAUCAAAUCUACAUUGCUUGUAUUUCAUUUAUACCACCACACACAUUUCAGUUUCUGAAUCAGUAUGGAUGCAACAAAAAAAAAGCACUCGUACAACUACAAUAAAUUCAUACAUUCAUUGCAAAAGCUCUGUAUUCAGACAGUAUUUUCAAACAAAUAAACCAUUCAGCAAACGCAUUUCUGUAGGGACAAAGGCACCAGACUUAUCCAAGUCUAAAAAGAAAAGUCAUUUACAUAUGUAUUUUCACAAAGCAGUCUGCGGCUUUUGACAAGCUUGAAAUAAAACUGACACCUUAAAUAAUUUUUCUUCCUAACGCAAUCAGAUGAAAACCAUUUAACUUUUAGUUAUACAUUCUCAAAACAAGGCAAAGAAGCUCCACGAUUUUUUGAA